GUAGUAAUAUUUUGCCCGAGGUAAAGAAAACCAGGAUUUAUUUGCUCAGACACCUAUAAAAUCAAUAUUUACAUUUUUGUCACGUGUGAACAUUGAACCCUCAACGUAAACCUAACUGAGAUCAUCAUCAUGGCCCUCGCAGAAAUUGGAUCGUCUAUUGCAGGAACUUGGGUAUUGGUAAAAAAUGAAAAUAUGGAUGAUUAUCUGAAAGAAAUAGGUGUAAACUUUGUUUUACGGAAGAUAGCAGCAGCAGCUAGUUCAACAAUGACAAUAAGUGUUGAAGGUGAUCAGGUUAGAAUUAUCACCAAAGGACCCAAGGACUCCGACACCUCAUUUAAAUUAGGCGAAGAGUUGGAGUCAAAUGAUCCCCAGGACAACCCAAUGAAGGCUACUGUUAUCUGGGAAGACGGCAAAUUAAUCACAACUGCUAAGCCAACAGAAGGAUCAAAGGCAAAAGCAACACGUGUAGAAAGACGGAUAGAGGGCGAUCAAUUAAUAAUGGAUGUUUCUGUAAAUGCUGUUAUGAUGAGAAGAAUUUGGAAGAAAAAGUAAACAUGCUGACAUUUUAUGCUACCAUAGACUGAGUUUGGUUUGAAAUUUGGUUGUGUUUUUUAUUUUGAUAUACAAAUCUGUUUGUCAAAUUUUGUUUUAGAUACUGUCAUAUUUUAUCAAUUUGUGAAACAGCAUUAUAAGGUUCUGAAGCGUUGAAGAGUUGAAUACCAUAUAUUAUAUAUUUAGAAAUUUUCCAAGAAAUAUAAAAUGUUCAGGGUAGGAUCUAUGAAGCAAAAAUACUCUUUAUGAAAAAUCUACUUAUGGAGUUGAAUUAUUAAGUAUAUAGGUGUUUAUACUGAAUAAUUUAAAAUACUGACAUUUUUUAUGUCAACUUUUUACACAAUUCAAGUAUAUUAAUCAACGAAUUUGUGAUACUUAUCUAGUCAUUAAUUUAUCGUCCUGAACAUGCAUGAAAUAUUUGCCACUGGACGUUAAGCAACCAACAAUCAAUCGUGUUAUAUAACUACAUUGUAUAUAAACAUAGGUGUAUGUUAAGGAGAAAAUUGUUUCAAGAUACAAAGCAUAUCAUGACUAAGCAUAGCAAGACAGCUGAUUUUUUUUUAUGAAAAUAAAAACCCACAUAUCAGUUCAGAACGUUAUAAAGCCAUAUUUUGUGAAUUGUUCCUAUUUAGAUAUUUUAAUUUUGGGCAUAUAUAAAGUUUAAGAAAUAGUUCACAUUGAACAUCCAUUAAAAAUUAGUGGGAUAUCAAUUUUUAAUUUCAUCUGACCUUUACCCCACUUUAAUUUGCUGUUCAUGUUUUAUAAAAAUGGUAUAUUGAUUUUAAACCAUAUACUUUGAAUACAUGAUAUACUAUAAUUGUAUAUGUGUAUGUUCUUUGGCAUUAAAUAAAAGAGUUGAUACUUUUUUUGGCUUGAAACAAGUUUUGUAUGUUCUUUCACAUUAUUUAAACGAAUUUGUAGUUCUUUUGGCAUUAUUUAAACGACUUUGUAUUUCCUUUGGCAUUAUUUACACGAAUUUGUAUUUUCUUUGGCAUAAUUUAACCGAAAUUUAUAUUUUUGGCAUUAUUUAAAAAAAAAUGGUAUGUUCUUUGGCAUUAUUAGACAUAACUGCUUGUUUUUAUUUUUAAAUAUACAUAAUUGCAUAGUACAUAUACUUUACAAUAUGAUUUUUGUGGUUACAUAUUUUAAUCAAGAAGUGACUGUUGCAACAGUAUUAUUAUUAUCCAUUUCUACACAGUAUUGUACAAUUUAAAGAUGUUAUUUAUGAAACUUAAUAUUUAUAUAACUCAAACACCAAAGGUCGUUUAAAUUAACUAUAAAAUAUUUAAACUACAUGUAAACAAUGUUUUAAUAUUUAAAAGUGUAAUCGUAGUCUGCAUGGAUGAAAACGGGAAAACAUUUCAUAAUAAGAUAAUACUUGGAGUUAAUUGACCAUAACCCAACACCUCUUUCUAUUCAAGUAUUAAUAUAUUAAUUUACAUGUGUUGCAUUUUGUAAAGGGACCAAUGCCAUAUUGUAUUUUUUUUCUUUAGUGGUGAAAGAAUGUUUUUGUUUGACUUAGAUACGAUUUAUUUACAGAAAACCAGUGUAGUGAUAGAUAUUUUAUUUCAACACUUAAGUUUUCUGGUCACAAAUUAUUAAAGUAUAUAGACAAUAGUCAACAAUAAAGACCAUUGUUAUUAUAAAA
Molecule: messenger RNA, 2200 nt
Organism: Mytilus trossulus (common blue mussel)
Lineage: Eukaryota; Metazoa; Mollusca; Bivalvia; Mytilida; Mytilidae
Product: fatty acid-binding protein, adipocyte-like
Exons: 4
Coding region: 130-552 (140 amino acids)
Biological process (GO): fatty acid transport
Cellular component (GO): nucleus; cytosol
Molecular function (GO): fatty acid binding
Source: RefSeq, a predicted model, not a curated record